GGGCAGUGCCAUCUUAUGUGACUUCAGUAUUUUCUCAUAUAAAAGGAGAACUCUGAUUGGUGCCUUUCAUGCCUUGAGCUGAACAAUCUGCACAAUGAAGACUAUUCUACUCUUGGUCCUUGCUGGUCUCAGCGUUUCUUAUGGCUUUAAUUGUAUACAGAGAUAUCAAGCAGCAACUACUCUGCAGUGCUUGACAAAUAUAUUAAAGAUUGCUCCAGAUUUUCUUGAAAAACUGGUAUACUUUCUAUGUAACUAUGAAGAAGGGAUCAUAAACAAUCAAAGAGAAUUUGAAGCCAUGUUCCGUGACUUGAUACAAAUAUUGGAAUGUGGGGGCUGCGCUUUGGAUGAAAUAACUGGCACAAAUAUAUCUAUUGAAGAACUUUUAGGAGAUAUUGGAGGUGCUGGACGACAAGCACUCUUUGGCAUCCUGAAGGCUGCAGAUGGACUACAAUUAACUGGAACUGUGGCACACUUAGGAUGCGGCCUGCUCAAGGGUCUUGGUACUCCUGGUGGUCUGAUUAAUCUUAACGGUGUUCUGGGUGGUCUUACCGGUGGCCUGGGUGGUAUCUUGAGUUUAGUCAAGAACUAAUCCUAGCUGUCAAAGAAACACGCAUUGGAUGCAUGUAGUAAAAUAGAAGAAAGCAUACAAUAAAAAAG
Molecule: messenger RNA, 657 nt
Organism: Bufo gargarizans (Asiatic toad)
Lineage: Eukaryota; Metazoa; Chordata; Amphibia; Anura; Bufonidae
Product: ranaspumin-like
Exons: 9
Coding region: 95-589 (164 amino acids)
Source: RefSeq, a predicted model, not a curated record